This is a messenger RNA of Sinocyclocheilus rhinocerous, 1660 nucleotides long. RefSeq lists its product as uncharacterized. Lineage: Eukaryota; Metazoa; Chordata; Actinopteri; Cypriniformes; Cyprinidae. The record is from RefSeq and is a predicted model, not a curated record. The coding region runs from base 917 to 1528 and encodes 203 amino acids. The transcript is spliced from 3 exons.
CCAGUUCCACUGCCUUACCGAGCGUUUCCAUUGUCUUGUUUUGAUUGCUACGUGUAUGAUUUAUCGCCUGUUUCUCUGGAUUUUGCCUUUUGGAUUACCCUCGUGCUUGUUUGCUGGUUGGACUGAUUUUGACUUCUUUGCCUGUGACCACGACUCUGAUUUCUGCCCCACGUUUUGGAUUGUUGAACAGUUUGCUCAUUAAACUUCUGCAAAUGGAUUCUAACACAGCCUCGGCCUCACCCUCAUUACAGAAUACUUCACCACCAUUGAAUCCAGCGGAAGUCUCCCAGCUUCAAGCGGCUUCCGCUUAUCAAAGCGAAAUGCUCAAGGGUUACCACGAACAGCUCAACAAGCUUCAGUCUGCAAACGAGCAUCUGACCCAUUACAUUCGAUCGCUUCCUUCUCUUACACCACAGACGGUAAGACUUGCUAUGCCUGAAAAAUUUGAUGGUUCAGCUGAGCAAUGCCGGGGCUUUAUUCGUCAAGUGGAGAUAUUUUUUUGCUAACCAGGAAGAACAGUUUUACUCAGAUGAAAAAAAAUGUGCUUUUCUGAUGUCACUGCUUUCUGGUAAAGUGAUCGAUUGGGCUGCAGCAGUCUGGGAGACAGACCCUUUGUUGCGUACCUCCUAUGAUUACUUUGUCAAACAGUUACGAGAUGUGUUUGAAUAUCCUGCUAGGGGCAAGGAUAUGUCUACACAACUGCUUCAUAUGUCUCAAGGCAACCGCACCGCUGCAGAUUAUGCUAUCGAGUUUAGAACGCUUGCUGCUCAAAGUGGCUGGAACAACAUCUCUUUAAAGGCUGUGUUCCGACAAAGCUUGAACAUCGAUCUACAGACUGAACUGGCUUGCAAGGGUGAGAACUGUUCAUUUACUGAAUAUAUAACUCUUGCUAUUAAGAUUGAUAACCUCAUGAGGAAUGCUCCCAAGAGGAAAAUCACAGGCCAGCGCUCCCACCACACACCAGCUCUGCCAUGUUCCUCUACCCACGUCAAUGCCUAGCCAGGAGCCCAUGCAACUGGAACUUAUUGUAGUUGUGAACAGAACCGGUGGGCAGAAUUCCUUCCAUGGGCUGAGUGAACCCUCAUCUGUACCUGCAGUCGAUGACUGGAUCAGAUGCAGUGAGAGGGUGUGGGACAGUGCCCAUGUCCGUCUACAGAGAGCCGUCAGAACACAAGAGUUCCAGGCCAACAGACAACGUCGCCCACACCCUCCCUACCAACCAGGACAACGGGUCUGGCUUUCUACGAGGGAACUCAAGCUGCGGCUACCGAGCAGGAAGCUCAGCCCCAGGUAUGUUGGCCCAUUUAAAAUAAUCAAACAGAUUAAUGAGGUCACGUACCAGCUUGAGCUUCCUACUAAUUACCGGAUUUGUCCCUCCUUCCAUGUCUCGCUCCUCAAACCGGUCCACCCGGAUGCUGACCCCAAUGCUGAGAACCAAGAGCCACCGCCACCGCUGGAUAUAGAUGGAUCACCAGCAUACAAGGUGAACGAAUUGCUGGACUCAAGACGUCGAGGGGGUCAGCUCUAAUAUCUGGUGGACUGGGAGGGCUAUGGACCUGAGGAAAGAUCAUGGGUAGCCGCCCCUGACAUCCUGGAUCCAUCACUUAUCGAAGAGUUUCAUCGAGCCAGACCCGAUCGUCCAGCACCACGACCACGAGGA